AUGAUGAAAUUUAUGAAAUUAUUCAUUCAAGAUCGUGGCACAGACCAAAUCACUAUUGGAUCCCGCGUUGUGGCUACAAUGGAUGGCCAGGUCAUUCAACGUCCAGUAGGAUCGCUGAACAUCUGGGCUAUCGGCCAGGGCUUUGAAGGAUCAGCUUCUGAUUGGACAGAGUAUCUGCGCUCAAAUCUGUUUGCAAAGGCGAGAAGCCUGCAUGUCGAAUGGGGCGGCACGGCGUUGAAGGUCGAUACGCAAAACUCCCAAGAGCCGUGGAGUCACUUGAUGGCUGCUCCGGUUGAGACCAUUGGUCCUUUAGAUUUGCAGCAAGCUUCCCUGAUCCGUUUGAAACCGUUUGUCAUCAGGAUGGUCAAGCAUUCUCUCGAACUGCACAGUCCCUCAGUAAUGUACUACACUGUCCUCUGGCAAUCAGCAUGUGUUCAGGGAGACAUUCUCCGAGGGAAGGCAGCCUUUGACUUUCUCUCCAAGUCACAGCUGCCGCGUGAGAUCCUGAAGCGAAUUUGGGACAUCGCGGACUGGCAGAAGCGAGGGCUGGCUUGGGAGGAAUUUGUCGUGACCCUGCAAUUGGUGUCGUUGGAACGAGUGCUAGAGACAUCAGGGCCGACUUCGAGGGACCGGGGCCACAACUCUAGGCCAAAGUUGGUGACCAGAGGGAAGCAGGCACGAUUCCCAGGUCCUCUUGGCCAGUGCAAAUCCUGUGCUCGACGGACAGAGGAACUCACAAAGAGUGCGGGUGAUCGACUGCUGUGUCGUGCUUGUGUUCGAGCCGAAGAUGAAAUGAAACUCCAGCCUCUUUCAUCUCAAGAGCAGCAGGCUCUUGACAAAGUGUCUUCUGUGCUGGACACAGUUCCUUGGAGAUUCUGGAAGCCGGGCGAGCAACCUGCAAGGAUUUUGGACUGGCUCUUCCUUGGUGAUUUGGCUGAUGCAACGGACCUGGAGCUCCUGGACAGCCGUGGAAUCGGAGCUGUGCUCAACCUCAUUGGCUGGUGGGAGCUACAGGCUUUGCUGCCUGAGGGCACGGAUCUUGUGUCACUUUUUGGGCAACACGAUGUGGAGUACUUGGAGGCAGACUCUGAGGAUCGGCUCUUCUUCGAUAUUGUGGACAUGUCCUGGCCAUCCUGCGAGCGCUUUCUGGAGAAAUGCCAAGAUGAAAACCGGAAGGUGCUGGUAAACUGCCAGGCGGGGCACAACAGAUCUGCUUGUAUGGUGGUUUGUUGGCUAGUGCAGAGAGAAGGAUACUGUCUGCUAGAAGCACUGGAACAUGUACAAAGUCUACGUGGGACUGUGUUAUCCAACAACGGUUUUCGUUUGCAGCUUGUGCGUUUGGCACUGAAGAUGGAUCAGCUUGGAGAUUUGCCUGCGAGAGCUCGCACGCCGUUGGUUGAAAAAAAUAUCUCAGGUGAUCAACCUGUGGACCUAGGCAAGAUCAUCAACCGGAAACGGCUUAGUGUCAAAUAUGGCCACAAUUCCAAAGACUGGUCAGGCCAGUCUCUGGAAAUUCGAUGCCACCGGCAGACUUCGAUCAUAUCAGAAGAAGUGAAUGGUUUGGUGAGUCAGCGGAAAUUGUCAUUGGAGUUGGUGGCAUGUUUGACUCACUGGAAAAAGAAUUUCCUCUGUGACUACGAGUACACCGCCGAUCCGCCGGCAGUCAUUGGACGUGGUUUCAGCGGUGAUGUUGUGCUAUGUCGACGCCUGCAUGAGUUUGGAAGACCUCAAAAUCUUCGAUGCGUGAAGCGCUUUAAUUUGAAAGCCAUGAAGCCAGACCAUUUGGAAAAACUGAAGAAUGAAGCGAUAAUUUACUUAUCUUUGGAACAUCCGCAUAUUGCAAGGCUGUUUGAUGUUUAUGAGGAUGAGGAAGAGCUGAGUCUGAUCAUGCAAUACUGCAGUGGAGGCACACUCCAAGAUGCUCUUCAUAAAGAGUUUGCAGAAGAAGACUUUAAGCAAGCCGCUGUCCAAAUGCUGAGAGUCUUGAGCUACAUUCACAGUGCUGGCAUCGUCCACCGUGAUAUCAAGCCUCGCAAUUGGGUCUAUGAAGCAGAGAGGAAGGUCUUGAAACUCAUCGAUUUUGGCUUUUCCGCGAAACGGCUGAUGCUUGGGGAAGGCUUUGACCAGCUGAAGGGUUGUCUGGGCACCUUGGGCUACCUGGCCCCGGAGGUGGUCUGCAGUGCUGCAUCUGAGGAAACAUACAAUGAAACAUGCGACAUAUGGUCCCUCGGUGUUGUGUUCUUGGAGAUGUUGGGUGGAGCUGGAGUUUCAGUCUUCGAGAAGGGCAGGGGCACAUGCGAUGGCUACACAGAAGAGGUGAUUUUGCGGGACAUUCGUGAUGUCACAGAAGAGGACAUUUUGCGUCACUUGCAACUUGCACCGGAGAACUCUCGGGACUUCCUGAGGCGGUUGCUUCGGAAGGACCCAAACGCAAGGUGCUCUGCUGCAGAAGCGCUCCAGGAUCCAUACCUGAAAGAAGCGCGCGAACAGUUUCAGCAGCAGCCAAAUGCGCUUCCGAUCAGCGAGGUGAUUUCACGAUUUCGCGCAUAUGGGUCUAGUUCAGCCACAACCAGGGCUUCAAUGCUGGCAAUGGCUCGAGCUCCAACUCGGUUACCUUGGAAGGACUUUUGCGCCCUCCGUGCAACCUUUGACCUCUUCGACGCAGUGAAGCUGAGUGGCAGCAUCGACCUGGAGGCCUUCCUAUCAGUAGUCACAUCGGAGGAUGAUUUUCCAUCUGCCAGGCAAGAGGCUGUGGGGAUGUGGAAGGCUCUCUGUGGAGAGGAGGAGUCCCUCAGCUACUGCGAGUUCCUGGCAGCGCUCAUUCCUCCGAUUGAAGAUGCGUUCGAAGAUGUGAGCCGGUUGGGAGAGGCAGAGGUCAAGAUAGAGCCCAGCCUGGAUCAGAAGUGGGACCUGAACCAGCCCAUCGCAGCCUUCCUGCCACUGCUGGAUGCACGAAAUCUUCAGGAGAUGGUGUUCCCGGAAGACGAGCCUGUUUCAGAGGUGGUCCGCAGCAUGACUUGCAACCACUUCCGAUGGGUGGUAGUCCAGUUUCGCAGUGGUCGGCAGGAAUUCUUCGACUACAUGGAUUUGUGUCAUGAAAUCGUGAAGAAAGCUGACGGUCAUCAACGGAUCGCAGCUUGUCAAGUCGCACAGAUUUGUAGAAUGUCGGUCCUUGCAAAUUGCUCUGGAUAUUCCUCCUUCGUGCCUACAUCGGUCAUGACACCAUUGAAGAAGAUCUUGGAAAUGCUUGGUCGAGGAGAGGGUCGGGCAGUGAUGCAUCGCAUCCCACUGGUGGACAUGAACGGUGAACUGAUCCGAGUGUUCUCCUGCAUCGACUUCUUGAAGCUUGCUAUGUGCUUCGAUGUGCCCACAGCAGUCCUCAAGUCGAGGGAGGCAAGAACUUUUGAUCGGCGAAAUGCUGUGCUUCAGACGCUCUCUGUGCCCAACGACAAAACAGUUUUGCACGCCUUGCACAUCAUGGAUGCAGAAAGAUUGACCAUUUGUGCCGCGACUUCGUUAGAGUUGUCAGGUGAUUUGGGUGGAGCGGUGGCGGUGGGUGUGGUGGCCGUUGCAGACCUCAAGCUGGUGCUUGAAACUGAACAGUAUCAUGUGCUGGAGUACAGCAUAGAUGAGUUCCUUGCUUGGCGAAAGCACGUUGUAACCAUUGACUCUGCCAAGCUUGAUCGCCAGCGGAGUCUGGGAAGAUUCAAUGUCCAAAGAUUCAACGUGGUUUCGUGUGAUCGUCACGAGACUUUACAUGUUCUUGCCAGACAACUUCUGGCGUCAAAGCUCCAAAGGAUUUUUCUCUCCUCACAUGAAAUUGCUCGCAUCGUGGGGCUCGUCUCUUCCAGGGACAUUUUGAUUGAGGUUUUGGAUCAACUCGUACAAACAAGCACUCUGAGCUCACAGGUGGACCGAAGCCUACGGGACGGAGUGAGAGGCCAGAAAGGUCUAAGCUGAUUCGAAGAUACUCGAUGCAGAUUGGUAUUUUCGCAUUUGAAAAAUCAGGGAAAAAAAGUAGACUUGCAAAGAACAAGUCGGCCUUGUGUAGAGCACAGGUGUUACAGGACUCACGUCCUUGGUUGCGUUUCAGGUUUCAGCUUGUUCCACGUUUCGAUCGCACAGUUUCA
Cladocopium goreaui is the source of this 4130-nucleotide messenger RNA. The record is from the annotation of a GenBank genome assembly. Lineage: Eukaryota; Dinophyceae; Suessiales; Symbiodiniaceae.